CGAGCUGUCGAUUUGACGUAUUCGCAGGCGUACGAGCUGUCGACGUUGACCGGCACGCAGGUGAUGCUGCUCGUGGCGAGCGAGACCGGCCACGUGUACACGUUCGCGACGCGCAAGCUGCAGCCGAUGAUAACGAGCGACGCCGGGAAGGCGCUGAUCCAGACGUGCCUCAACAGCCCGGACCCGCCGCCGUCGGGCUCGUCGGGCGACCAGAGGAUGUCGGCCACCGGCUUCGAGGAGACCGAGCUGACGUACAACAUCGCCGACGACGAGCAGAAAGUAAGGCAACUGGU
This is a messenger RNA of Vollenhovia emeryi, 293 nucleotides long. RefSeq names its product serum response factor homolog. The annotation marks the transcript as partial. The record is from RefSeq and is a predicted model, not a curated record. Gene Ontology annotation, molecular function: DNA binding; protein dimerization activity. The transcript has a single exon. Lineage: Eukaryota; Metazoa; Arthropoda; Insecta; Hymenoptera; Formicidae.